UUUCGCUUGAUCGGUAGUAGCGUGCUGACUCCCUCAUCUGUGAUUGAGUGUAAAAACGAAGCUUGCUGCUUGAGGACUGGGGCUCGUUUGGUCGCGAUGUGAACUAGAAGAGAUUUCGAUUGCACACAACCUGGAUGAAGGAAACAAACCGGAAAAGAUUUUGAAGGUGGUGAAUUUCUCGGUUAUUUUCAUCCCAUGUGCUUGCUUUCUAAGCUGCAACAGACGUGUACAGUGGAAAGUGCAGUUGGUCUCUAGACAGCGAAUGGCAGGAUCCUUUCCAACACUCAUUGUUUAUCAAAAAGGGCACUUGAUCACAACCUAGACUCUAAUAGUAUCAGAUAAUGUAUGUGCAGGUCAAAUGUUGUGACUCCUAUACUAGGAGACACUUACACAGACGAUUAUCAAAUAUGCUACUUUAAUGACUCAGCUCUUCUACUGCAGACACCUUGACUUGUUAGACUACAGGUGUGAUAAUCAUAAUAUGUACUACAGAAAGUUUGUUCUUCGCGCGAAAACAAGUGGAAAUACUGGUUUUUAGUUUUGCGCGAAAUGGAUUAGGUACAUACUGUACACUGUGCAGACAGGUUUGCUGACAUUAUGCCAUCUGGUGCACGUGCAUGCCAUCUGGUGCACGUGCAUGCCAUUACGUUUCUGUGAGUGUCACGUGCGUUAGCGUGCGUUACAGCAGAAGUUCUCUGUCCUUAGCCGCACGUGUUAUUCAAGUGUUGUUCUUGGCGCGUUUCUUGUCUUUGUACGUGUACCAUGCAAUGCUACUGAUCUCUGCGCUGACGCUAAUUGCCUCUGCUAGUGCUUCUGGGUUCAAGGGCACGUGUGAAGUACAAAACUUUGAUGCCAAUGUGAAUCCCUGCCAAGAAUGGUUAGAUGUGAGUGCACCCAUAUUCCUUCCUGACACAACACAAUUGCUAUCACUAGCGGUUCAAGUCCAAAUUGUCCUCUCUGUUGUUGACUCUUUUGGAGAAAAUCAAUGCAAUAAUGUUUUCAAGCAAUUCAUUUGUGCCUUUGCAUUUCCACCAUGUAACCUCACAACAGGACAACCUCACCCAAUUUGCGAGAAAGUUUGUGAUCGCAUCUUGAAUGGCCCAGAGUGUCGUAGUGACGUUCAAGUUGCUAAAGAUGCAUAUAAAAGCAUGACUGUUGCAUCUUUUCCAGUGUUUGGCAGUCAACUUCCGGAAUGCGACACCCUGCCUUACUCACAAAACAACAAAGAAACAUGUACAUCUAGUUAUAUCGAUGUUACUGUGCUUGAUCGAAAUGAAACCGUUCAAAAUCAAUCUGAGCAAAAUCAAUCUGCUCAAAAUCAAACUGUUCAAAAUCAAACCGUUCAAAAUCAAUCUGCUCAAAAUCAAACUGUUCAAAAUCAAACUGUUCAAAAUCAAUCUGCUCAAAAUCAAACUCAUCAAAAUCAAUCUGAUCAAAAUCAAACUGUUCAAAAUCAAACCGUUCAAAAUCAAUCUGAGCAAAAUCAAACUGUUCAAAUUCAAUCUGAUCAAAAUCAAACCGUUCAAAAUCAAUCUGAUCAAAAUCAAACUGUUCAAAUUCAAUCUGAUCAAAAUCAAACCGUUCAAAAUCAAUCUGAGCAAAAUCAAACUUCUUCAGCAAACAAGCAGCUGUGGUUACUUGUGGGAAUUCCUGUAGCAGGAACAGCUGUGCUGAUUCUAUUCGUUCUAUCAAUUGUGUGUGUUUGUCUGCAUGUCAGACACAAGAAGAACAGUGCAUUAUCAAGUAACAUCAGAAAUAGAGUGGAAAGCCAGGGGCAGCACACAACUAACCAAUACCCUGUUGAUGAAAGCACAGAAAUGGUAUCAAUUACAGUCGCAAAUGAAGGGAGCAACAACAAUCAUUGUGCAGCUCUAACCCCACCAGUCAAAAAGAAAUCAGAUAGGUAUCUUGUUAUGCCCAAAAGCAUUGAGAACAUUGUUACUGUUUUGGAGGGAGAAGACAAAGAACGUAUUGUUUCUAUACAUGAACUUGAAGAACUCGCUGAAGACUUGGGCGAUUUGCUUGUAGAUUUCAAUCAAGUUAUUAUACAUGAAGUGCUAGGACAAGGGGCAUUUGGUUUGGUGCAAAGAGGAUCUUUGGCAAAGGAUGGCCAAUUGAUUCCAGUUGCUAUAAAAUCGCUCAAAGACACAUGGAAUAUGACUGAUGUGUUGGAGUUUGUUCGUGAAUCUUGUAUGAUGGCUAGUUUUCAUCAUCCCAAUAUUCUUGGUGUUUCUGGUGUCUGUCUUGACAUGUCAAAUGGUCGAUCCCCUCUUAUUCUUGUGCCAUUUAUGGUCAAUGGAGAUUUGAAGACUUUCUUACAAAAAUCGAGGAUUGGAACAAAAGAGGAUGAAGAUAAAACCGAUAUUUCUGGUAUUCAGCUUUUGAGUUUUUGCAUCCAGAUUGCACAAGGAAUGGAAUAUUUAUCCAAUCUACUGAUUGUACACAGAGAUCUUGCUGCUAGAAAUUGCAUGUUGGAUGAAAGGAUGGUAGUAAAGGUGGGUGACUUUGGUCUCUCCAGAGACAUUUAUUCACAUAAUUACUAUCGAAUGGGGAGUAAAGGCAGAGUACCAGUCAAGUGGAUGGCACCAGAGAGUCUAACAGACAAUAUCUACACCGUCUACACUGAUGUGUGGUCGUUUGGUGUGACCAUGUGGGAAAUUUACAGUCACGGUAAAGUGCCGUAUCCAGGCAUCCCAAACUAUGAGGUUUUGGAAUAUAUUGAGAACGGACAUCGUCUGAGCAAACCAAAACUAUGUUCGACAGAAGUAUUUGCUUUUGCUCUGAAAUGCUGGGAGUGGAAUGCUAAUGACAGACCUUCUUUUCAUGAAUUGAAUGAAGAAUUGAGUUGCAUUGCUGGAGAUCAAGCAGGCUAUAUCAGGCCCCUAGACUGGAGGGGUUCAGGGGGUUCGGACGAAUCGCCUGCUUAGCUGCAAAGUCCAUGCACUUUUGAUCCAAAUUUGCUUAAUUAUUCCAUCUUGGACUCCAGCUUUACAUCUACUGUGAGGCAGAAGUGGAUUUAUACAAAUUUGGUAGUGGACUGCCUUGCUCAUCAUCAAAGUCAUUCUUGCACACUAUACAACUAUAUAUAGCUAGAGGUAGACUUGAUCUCUUGCAAUAAGUUAAUUUAGUUUUUGCUUUUGACUCUAUCAAAUUUGAUAUAUACAUUUAAAAUUUAAAAGCCACGUGAUUUGU
Messenger RNA from Corticium candelabrum, 3192 nucleotides. Its product is annotated as tyrosine-protein kinase RYK-like. The transcript is spliced from 14 exons. NCBI's taxonomy places the organism in Eukaryota, Metazoa, Porifera, Homoscleromorpha, Homosclerophorida, Plakinidae. Gene Ontology annotation, cellular component: plasma membrane; signaling receptor complex. Gene Ontology annotation, biological process: positive regulation of kinase activity; cell surface receptor protein tyrosine kinase signaling pathway; multicellular organism development. Gene Ontology annotation, molecular function: ATP binding; transmembrane receptor protein tyrosine kinase activity; protein binding. The record is from RefSeq and is a predicted model, not a curated record. Bases 618 to 2927 code for a protein of 769 amino acids.